AUGAAGCUCAGUUGGACGGCGCUGUUAUAUCAGUCAGCGUUGUAUUACCACGUCGCAAGUUUUCCCAGUCUCCACCACUGGCAAGAUCACCACCCCCGCCUCGCCGUCCGCCUCCGAGCUACGAUCGUGGGCCUCCUCCGAGAGACUUUGGCAGAGGACCACGUCCGCCUGCUUACGGCCCACACAACGGACAAGGUGGAAGAUAUAGAUCACCUUACAGAUCUCCAGAGCCACCGAGACGAAGGACACCGCCUCGCUAUGGCGGAGGUCGUGGGGGCUGGGACAGAGACAGAGACAGAGACGCGAACAAUUAUCGACGUCGCUCAUAUUCUAGAUCCCUCAGCCGGAAAUCGAGGUCAAGGUCCUUUUCGAGCAGGUCACGAAGUCGUUCCCCAGCGCGAAGAGGCUAUGGCAAUUAUAGGCGGAGAACCCCUAGCCCACCAAGGAGGAGGGCAAGAAGGAGUCCUAGUUAUUCAAGCUACAGCAGCUACAGCAGGAGCAGGAGCCGAAGCAGGAGAGGAUACAGGAGAUAAGCUAGCGCCACCUUGUGCAUUAGACAGUAGGCAAAGCAGGUCGGGAUCAGGCUCGAAGACCGGUGUGAGAAUUUGCCUGAGAUUUUACGAGCCAGAUGCCUUUGCAUAG
Bacidia gigantensis is the source of this 642-nucleotide messenger RNA. RefSeq lists its product as uncharacterized. The coding region runs from base 1 to 642 and encodes 213 amino acids. The transcript has a single exon. The record is from RefSeq and is a predicted model, not a curated record. NCBI's taxonomy places the organism in Eukaryota, Fungi, Ascomycota, Lecanoromycetes, Lecanorales, Ramalinaceae.